Molecule: messenger RNA, 2597 nt
Organism: Toxotes jaculatrix (banded archerfish)
Lineage: Eukaryota; Metazoa; Chordata; Actinopteri; Toxotidae
Gene: thg1l
Product: tRNA-histidine guanylyltransferase 1-like
Exons: 7
Coding region: 546-1442 (298 amino acids)
Biological process (GO): tRNA modification
Molecular function (GO): magnesium ion binding; tRNA guanylyltransferase activity
Source: RefSeq, a predicted model, not a curated record
AAUUCCGCAAGAGGUGUUUCCGGAACCUUUUACUCAUAAACGAUCUUUGGUUGUACUCUUCUCCUUUUACCACAAGAUGGCGCUGAAACACAGACAAUGUUUAAAGCUUCAAUGAAAUGUGUUCGCCUUAAUAAAUUAUCCCACGCAGCAGCACAGUUGAUAUAUGAUGCUGGAUGUUUGUUUUAAGUGGGUCAGCAGGCAACAAAGAACAAUGAACUGUUUGUUUUCAGUUAAUUGUUAACUGUUCAUUUCAGGCUUGUGCUUGUACGGAACCCUUGUUCGUUGUGUUUGCGGUACCACUACGACAGCGUUCGUUGACGGACUGUACACAAUUCAACGUGUGGUGUAGCGUGAAAACGAAAACUGCUUUCGAAAAAUGUUCAUAGCAGUUAAAAACAUGAUUUUGUUACCUUACUAAAUUAAAUGUUGGCGUUUCUGUAAUCAACAAAAUAAAUAUUAGCGCACGAAGUUAACGGGUUUCCAAGAAGUAGCUAACGUGAAGGUGAAGAGGACUAGCCCCAUUUGACAUUCAUGUGAGAACCCUCAUGCUGAUUGGAAAGGUCUGCAGAUUUGUUGGAAGUGUCAGAUCUUGCGUUGUCCAACCCUUGGCUCGCCUCUUUACCUCCAGCAACAUGGCAAAGAGCAAGUUUGAGUAUGUCCGCAACUUUGAGACAGAUGACACUUGUUUACGAAACUGCUACAUAGUUGUGAGACUGGAUGGUCGAAACUUCCACAGGUUUGCAGAGCAGCACAAGUUCACAAAGCCGAAUGAUAACCGAGCCUUGGGCUUGAUGAGCAGGAGCGCCCGCUCUGUGAUGGAGGAACUAGAGGAUAUUGUCAUUGCUUAUGGUCAAAGUGAUGAGUUCAGCUUUGUUUUCAAGAGGAGCUCUACUUGGUUUAAGAGGAGAGCCAGUAAGCUCAUGACCCAUGUGGCCUCCCAGUUCUCCUCCUCCUAUGUGUUUUACUGGAAGGAGUUUUUCGGGGACCAGCCCCUCCUGUAUCCCCCAAGCUUUGAUGGACGUGUGAUCCUGUAUCCUAGCAACCGUAACCUCAGAGAUUACCUCAGCUGGAGGCAAGCAGAUUGUCACAUAAAUAAUUUGUACAACACAGUGUUUUGGGCAUUAGUACAGAAGGGAGGACUCAGCACAGCUCAGGCAGAGGAUCGCUUAAAGGGAACAUUAGCUGCAGAUAAAAAUGAGAUCCUAUUCUCGGAGUUUGACAUCAACUACAACAAUGAAUCUGACCUCCACAGGAAAGGCACCACUCUCAUCUGGCAAAAGCAAGAUGAAACUGUCACUAAACGCAUGAAGCUCCCAAAUGAAGAGGAGACGGACGUAGCUGUGACUCGCAGCAGGAAGAGGGUGCAGGCCUGCCACUGCGACAUUAUAGGAGACCAGUUCUGGGAGGAGCACCCAAACAUCCUGGAAGACGAUAACUGCUAACAGCUCCUCCUCCUGCUGCAGGAGGACAACUCUGAACUCACUCUGGUGCAUAAUGGUUGAAGUAGACCCAUGUAAGCAGUGACUUUAAAUGCUCAGCCACAGCUGGAUAUUAGCCCUGAAUCUUAGAAGCCCUGAAAGCCUUGAAAGAGCUUUUUCUGAGACUGGAGCCUUUGAUGAUUGACUUUGUACAAUUACUGUCUCACAGCCGAAAGAUAAUCUGACUUCCCUGUAUUACACUUCUGUCACAAUCCUCCCCUGAAAGUGAGAAAUUCUCUGUCUGUCUGUUUGUCAUGUUCAAAGGGAAGCAGAUCAUUUCAUAAUCUUUUGUAGCAGUGGGUACUGAGGACAUUCACAGCAGUUUGUAGUCUCACACUGACACAGACAUCUGCCCACUCUUCUGUGUCCUAGUCUGCUGCAUCUUCUAAGGUUGCUUUCCAAAAAUAUAUCCUCGUUUGAUAUCAUGACUGGCAUUUAGAAUACUACCUUUACUAGAUCUUUCAGCAUGUUUAACAUGAUUCCUCCUGGCCCACCGCUUUUUCUGCAGAGGGGUUUUCAUCUGUGCGUGGGCGUUUUGAGUCUCAACUAUCCUUUUUUUUUUUUUUUUUUUUCCAGGGAGCAGAGUUCCCAGCGUUUGAAUUUUAACGAUUCAGGAUGCCUGUUUGCAAAGUGCUCAAUAUCACUUAGAGUUUAUAGUAAGGAAGAGCACGUUGGAGGUAGAAAUGAGCAGAGUAAGGCAGAAACCAAUACCCUGGCAGUAACGAGCAGCCUUGUCUUGCAGCCAGGACACCAUUUAGAGAUGUGAAUGGAUUCAUUGGCCCGCACUGUCAUCAGUGCCAAGAAUACCUCACACACCCUGCGUACACUCUAUCCUUCUGACAUGUUCUCCGUGGCAUAUUUAUCAUCACACUUAUAAAUGACCGGCUCAGUAUGAAUGGCUGCUGGAAGCUUGAAGUGGAACUGUAUUUUGUUACUGUAGUAGGCUCGGUUACUGGCAGGUAUUAGAGUUGUAUUUUUGGUUCUGUGACCUUGUUAAAAGCAUGAAGCUACUGUACUUUAUGUAACCAGGAUUCUGCUCCUCUGUUAUCAUUUGGAAUCAAAUACAUUCUGAGUUAAAGAUUUCUUUUUUUUUUUUUUACAUAGCACUUUAAUUAAGUA